Molecule: messenger RNA, 2516 nt
Organism: Bacillus rossius redtenbacheri
Lineage: Eukaryota; Metazoa; Arthropoda; Insecta; Phasmatodea; Bacillidae
Exons: 5
Coding region: 256-2277 (673 amino acids)
Source: RefSeq, a predicted model, not a curated record
AAUCUGCCUGGCUUCGUACUUGUGUGUUUGGAACCCUCGCACGUCGACUGGGAUUUGGUGAUCACUGUCGCCGAUGUGUCUGCUCACGAGGUUCCCGCCCUGCAUCCAGGACAGAAAUCUACAUUUGCAGUGGCGUGGCACACUCGCCAGGAAUGCUGCGUCCUGAGGGCGGCGGGCUCCUGCGGUUAUUAUGGAACACGGACCACUUGAAAGACAGUGCAAUUGUUCGCUCGACAGGCCCGAUACUGAGCCAGCAUGACAUUUGGGCUCGGCAAACAACUGCGACCUUGCUUACGAGUUGUCACCUUCAUCGUCGUUUUUGCUCUUCUUUCCCUCCUGUACAUGGUGGAACAGUCCUUGCCGAGACACUUCGAGCAUGUCGCUACAUCCAUCAUUGAAGAAACAAACGCCUCCGAAAAUAUCGAUCGUCUUAAACGUUUCCUGGUGUGGUCCAGCAAGUGCAAGAUCCCAGAUGCAGACCCUUACCAGAAGUCUGUCAUGAAGCUAAUGAAGCCAGCUGAGCCAAUCAACUGCUCGAACAAGGCCCCUUUGACCUACGUGGUAUCCGUCACGAAUACCAGUCAGUACAAGUUGGUGAUCGACACAAACCUUAAGAACAAGUACGUCACAGAUCAGCAAACACUCUCUUGCUGUUUCUCUAUCAUCACAAGGGACAGUCUCUCUUCCAAACCCACGUACAACAAGUCUGCUGAUAAUUUGUACACUUUGGGGAGCUGCAAACACUUGGAGAACGAGACUAUUUUGCAUCCUGAAGUGGAGUUCAUUCUGGUGAAGUGUCACAGCGAACAAGCAAUUGCAUCUGGAAAGAAUAAGAGAAAAGAAGUUUACAGUAACAUGCACGCAGUAGUUCCUAUUAAAGAAGAAGUUAAAUGGAAGUUGGAAACAAAUAAAUCUUCAAAGCACCCCAGGAGGUUAAGCGUUCUUUUACUUGGUCUUGAUUCCAUAUCUCGACUUAACAUGAUACGAAAAAUGCCUAAAACCGUUUCCUACCUAACUCAAACUGGUUGGGUUGAACUCAAAGGCUACAACAAAGUUGGAGACAACACACUCCCUAAUUUAAUGGCGCUUCUGACAGGAUACAACAUGAAGGAAAUCAAACGGUCAUGCUGGCCAUCAAUGGACGCUAAGUUUGAUGACUGUCCUUUUAUAUGGAAGAACUUCAGCAAGCAAGGAUAUAUAACUAUUUUCACAGAAGAUGAACCAACUAUAAGCACUUUUAACUACCACAAAACAGGCUUUGUCAAUCCUCCGACAGACUACUAUCUCAGACCGUACCUUCUCGCGGCAGAACAGCACUUAACGACGAAAAUGAAGGACAGCAUGGCUGUUUGUUUGGGACCAGUUUCUACAGCAGACCACAUAUUGCACUAUGUUUACAACUUCCUGAGCACGUUCAAGGAUGCACUUUACUUUGGGCUCAUGUGGCUGAACAACUUCAGUCACAACAACCCAAACACCCCCGGUGCCAUGGAUUCACGUAUGGUGAGUUUUUUCAAGGAUCUGGUGCAAAUUGGCACCUUGAACUCAUCCAUGAUCGUGUUCUUGAGCGACCACGGCAUGCGGUUCGGCAAAAUAAGGGAGACGAGCAGCGGCUGGCUCGAGGAAAGACUACCAUUCUGUUACGUCUGGGUCCCAGAGUGGUUCAGGAAAGAGAACCCUGCUGCAUACCGCAACGUCAUCCAGAACGGCAACCACCUAGUCUCACCAUUCGACUUACACUUAAGUUUGAGGAACAUCCUAGACAGCAACACCGAAGAUUCCACGCCAUGGAAUGCAAUGAACACGACCUCUGGUUGUUCAUCUUGCAUGGAUUUAUUUUCCGACACGACCGAAGACAGACUGUGCGAAGACGCGGGCAUCACACCCCACUGGUGUACAUGUUACGAAUACAGGUCAGUGCCUACGGAUGAAAAAGUGGUACAGAAAGUAGCAAAGUUCGUGGUCAACGAGAUACAUGACUAUUUUAAAAACCGACAUCCUGCUGUACCAACUGAUCUUUGUGCCACCCUGCAAGUACACACCAUAGUUGGAGCCAAAAUAAAACUUCCUCAUGAUGGUGAACACGUGUCCUACAAUGAUUAUCUAAUUACGUUCCUAACCACCCCUGGCAAGGCAUUAUUUGAGUCCACUGUCCGUCUCUGGGGACACGAUUCCAUGGAGCUGCAGGGUAAGAUCAGUAGGCUUAAUUCUUAUUACAGCCAGAGCAGGUGUAUAGCUGACAGUGAACUUAAGCCAUUUUGUUUUUGCGUUAAGUGAUUUUUAUACCAUUUAGUAAGACACCAGUGUGCAUAAGCAUAAAAACAGUUAAUGAACCAAGAUGAUAGUGAAUGUGUUCUAAAGAAAUGUACCGAGUCAGAUAACAAGCAAUGGGUGUGAUUAAGAGUGUAGUUUCGUUACAUAUAUACAGAGUGGGACCAAGUGACAGUAACUGACUGAAAUUCAAAGUACAAGUAUUAAAAUAAAUGUAUCAUUAAAAUUAAAUUUUGUAACUAUUA